Molecule: messenger RNA, 498 nt
Organism: Saccharomyces mikatae IFO 1815
Lineage: Eukaryota; Fungi; Ascomycota; Saccharomycetes; Saccharomycetales; Saccharomycetaceae
Gene: ISU1
Product: iron-binding protein ISU1
Exons: 1
Coding region: 1-498 (165 amino acids)
Biological process (GO): intracellular iron ion homeostasis; iron-sulfur cluster assembly
Cellular component (GO): cytoplasm; mitochondrial matrix
Molecular function (GO): 2 iron, 2 sulfur cluster binding; ferrous iron binding
Source: RefSeq, a predicted model, not a curated record
AUGUUUCCUAUUAUAACAAGAUUAGCAAGACCUGCUGUGAUGGCUGCCAGACCUGCGAACGUCGCAGGGUUUAUGAGAGCGUCGAGUAUAACAAAGAGACUUUACCAUCCUAAGGUUAUAGAACAUUAUACACACCCAAGAAACGUGGGCUCCCUUGACAAGAAAUUACCCAACGUGGGCACAGGCUUGGUGGGUGCCCCAGCUUGUGGGGAUGUGAUGAGGUUGCAGAUCAAAGUGAACGAUUCCACGGGUGUUAUUGAAGACGUCAAGUUCAAAACGUUUGGAUGUGGCUCCGCCAUUGCCUCCUCUUCGUAUAUGACGGAAUUGGUGCAGGGGAUGACUUUGGACGAUGCUGCGAAGAUCAAGAACACUGAGAUCGCUAAGGAAUUAAGCUUGCCUCCUGUCAAACUACAUUGCUCAAUGUUGGCCGAAGAUGCUAUUAAGGCAGCUAUAAAGGAUUAUAAGUCAAAGAGAAACACUCCAACCAUAUUGUCGUAG